Neoarthrinium moseri is the source of this 1077-nucleotide messenger RNA. RefSeq lists its product as uncharacterized. Lineage: Eukaryota; Fungi; Ascomycota; Sordariomycetes; Amphisphaeriales; Apiosporaceae. The transcript is spliced from 2 exons. Gene Ontology annotation, biological process: C-terminal protein methylation. Gene Ontology annotation, molecular function: protein C-terminal leucine carboxyl O-methyltransferase activity. The record is from RefSeq and is a predicted model, not a curated record. Bases 1 to 1077 code for a protein of 358 amino acids.
AUGUCUGCGCCGCAGAUUCCAAACCUUCUCUCUCUUCGAGGGCGAGGUGGUGCUCGCGGGCGCGGUGCAAGAGGCCGGGGCGGCUUUGCGAGCCCCGCGGGACCGGGCAGCCACGAUACCGUCAUCCAGGGUACCGACACCGACGCGUCCGUCUCGCGGCUGAGCGCCGUCGACCUGGGCUACCUGGAGGACCCGUAUGCCCGGUAUUUCGUGCAACAGAACGCCGGGCCGCCCACACGCAGAUUGCCCAUCAUCAACCGAGGCACCUACACACGGACAUCGGCUCUGGAUCGACUUGUAUCUACCUUUCUCUUUAAGGGUAACAGAGAAGAUGGAGAGAAACGGCAGAUCAUCUCUCUGGGUGCUGGAACGGACACACGCCCCUUCCGCCUGUUCUCGCGACCUGAGACGCGUGGUUUGAUAUACCACGAGAUAGACUUUCCAGCGAUUGCAGCUAAAAAGCGGGCAACUGUUCAGUCAAUACCAGUCUUGCGGAGCAUCAUCACCAUCAGUUCAGAGCUCGUGGAUGGUACCUGGGGCAACCAAUCUCUUGCAAAUGAGAGCUCCUACUACUGUCACGGUCGCGACCUGCGAGACUUCGCACAGACCACACCACCGAGCCUCCCAGGGAUUGAAAGUGGCAUCCCUACCCUCAUAAUAUCCGAGUGCUGCCUCUGCUACCUUCAACCGCCAGAGGCCAAGUCUGUGAUAUCCCACUUCACGUCACUGGUUUCCUCAGCUGCUCUCGUCGUAUAUGAGCCGGUCAGACCGUCGGAUCCAUUCGGCCGGCAGAUGGUGUCCAAUCUUGCAGCACGGCGGAUCCAGAUGCCGACUCUUGAGCUGUAUCCAGAGGUGACGGAUCAGCAGACGCGGCUGAGCGAGGCUGGCUUCCAGGACGGAACGAAGGCGUCCACCGUGGAAGACAUUUGGAGGAAAUGGAUCCCCGCCGAUGAGAAAGAGAGGGUAGACCAAUUAGAAGGACUAGACGAGGUGGAGGAAUGGGAGCUUUUGGCUGGCCAUUACGUGGUUGCUUGGGGCUGGAGAGGCCAAGGGUUUGAAGGAUGGAAAGAUUUAUGA